AUGAAGAGAUCUGCUCAGUGUGCCGAGAUGUCGUCAAAGAGGAGGGCGCUUCAGCCGGUUUCCAAUAACCAAUUAACCACUCCUCCUACCACUCCAGAUAAGAGCAGGGUAGUCGACAUUGGAGUGUCUUUGACUAAGGAGGGAAGAAAGAGGCUCAAUUUUCUGGAGUCAGUCUACUCGAAAGCGAAGGCUGUGUUCCAGCGAGGUGCCAGCAACGACAGCCAAGACUUUCUUGUUGGAAGAGAGAAAGAAGCUCAUCAGUUUAGUGAGUUUCUCAGAGAGAGCAUACUGGAGAAAAAGUGUAACAGCUUGUACAUAUCUGGUCCUCCAGGAACGGGCAAAACUGCUCAGGUCAAUCUCUCGCUAGAUAAGUUGACGACACUGGCCAAGCACGUCUAUGACCUCUAUUCCAGAAAGGUUCAGGUGAUGAGAAUCAAUUGCAUGACUGUUGGCAAGCCUGAUAGCGUGUUUCAUGAGAUAUACUGCCAUGUAACGGGUCAAAAUCAUGGCAGAAAGAAGUCGUUCGAUGAUCUAUAUGCCUACUUGACCAGCAACCAAAAUGUGGAUUCAUUGGUGGUGGUACUUGACGAGAUGGACUACCUCAUCACGAAGGACCAGCAAGUCUUGUUUCAACUCUUCCAAUGCGCUUCAACGCUCAAGAGCCUGGUGUUCUCGACGAAGUUGGUGCUCAUUGGUAUCUCCAACGCCUUGGACCUCACAGACAAGUUUCUUCCAAGACUCAGGUCCAACGGCUACACUCCCGAAGCAUUGCAAUUCUUACCUUACACGGGUGAGCAGGUAAAGGAUGUCAUCACAGAAAAGCUCAAAUCAUUGAUCGACAAGGAGAACGCUGGAUCUGCUCAAGUGCCAAUGAUGCACCCAGUGGCUAUCCAGCUUUGCUGCAAAAAAUGUGCUGCAGUGACAGGAGAUCUCAGAAAAGCCUUUGAUAUUUGUUACAAGAGUAUAGAGAUGGUGGAGAGGCAAACUAAAGAAAAGAUGCCCUUGGAUGGGUUGACAUUUGAAACUGCUCCAAAGGUACUUAUUGGUCAUGUUGCUCAGGUGUGCUCGGCCACAUUUGGCGACACAUCUCUUUCGAAGAUUAAAGCUCUCAACCUCCUUCAAAAGGCAGUCGUUUGUUGCCUUUUCAAAAUUGAUAGAGAUGCUUCUCUGGCACUCACAGUCAAUCGACUCUUCGAUUUCUACACGAAGCAUACGGCACAGGUGGCCGAAAAUAUGUUAGGCACAUUGAAGAAAGGCGAGUUCUUGGAGAUCAUUUCUGCUUUGGAAUCAAGCUCAGUGAUUCUCCUCGCUUCAGCCUCAAAAUCAUGCACAGGUUUAAUCGAUGUCGGCAGCAAGAGCAUCCGCCCCAACGUUCUGCUUGAAGACUUCAGUAAAGCCAUUCAGGAUGUGGGUCUCCUUAGAAGACUCUUCCAUUAA
Messenger RNA from Candidozyma duobushaemuli, 1437 nucleotides. It is a transcript of the gene CDC6, whose product is annotated as AAA family ATPase. Gene Ontology annotation, biological process: cell division; DNA replication initiation; mitotic DNA replication checkpoint signaling. Gene Ontology annotation, cellular component: nucleus. Bases 1 to 1437 code for a protein of 478 amino acids. The record is from RefSeq and is a predicted model, not a curated record. Gene Ontology annotation, molecular function: ATP hydrolysis activity; DNA replication origin binding. The transcript has a single exon. NCBI's taxonomy places the organism in Eukaryota, Fungi, Ascomycota, Pichiomycetes, Serinales, Metschnikowiaceae.